AUGGAUGCGUAUUCGGGGUACAACCAGAUUCCGCUACACCUCGAUGACCACGAGAAAACCGCCUUCAUCACCGAGAAGGGCAACUUUUGUUACAAAGUCAUGUCUUUCGGUCUCAAAAAUGCGAGGGCGACAUAUCAGCGGAUGAUGAACCGCGUUUUUCAAGGGCAGAUUGGAAGAAACCUUGAGGUAUACAUCGACGACAUGAUAGUCAAGUCGUCGCAAAUGUCUGCACAUAUAAACGACCUCAGGGAAACUUUUGAGCAGCUGAGAGCUCACAGGAUCAGGCUGAACCCAGCGAAAUGCGCCUUUGGGGUACCAGCUGGAAGUUCCUGGGCUUCAUGCUUACCAACUGGGGAAUACUUACCCAAAUCGACAGAAAAGGCUUUGCCUUUCUUCAAGCUUCUCAAAAAGGAAGCCGAAUUCGGAUGGGGAGCAGAAUGCAAGAACGCAUUCGAAAAUAUUAAAAGUUGCCUGGCCACUCCUCCUGUAUUGUCCAAACCAGAACCUGGAGAAACGCUGAUCUUAUACUUGUUAGUCGGGGAAGAGGCCGUCAGUGCCGCCUUGGUACGAGAAAAUGACAGAUCACAGCAGCCGAUCUACUUCGUGGGUCGGGCCUUGCAAGGGCCUGAGCUUUGUUACCAGAAGCUCGAGAAAGUCGCAUUCGCACUGCUUACCACGGCGAGGAGGCUCCGACCUUACUUUCAGAGUCACCGAGUUGUUGUGCGUACGAACCAGCCCAUCAGGCAAGUCCUCCACAAACCGGACCUCGCUGGCAGAAUGAUAAACUGGGCAGUCGAACUCUCAGAGUUCGACAUUGCAUAUGAGCCCAGGCAGGCGAUAAAGUCCCAAGCGCUGGCCGAUUUCAUCCUGGAGCUAACCCCAUCCAAUGAAAAGGAAAAAGGAAAUGAAGAUUUCUGGGCAAUACGCGUGGAUGGGUCGUCUAACUCCAAGGGGAGCGGAGCCGGGGUAAUCAUUGAGACCCCGGAAGGAGUGUCCAUCGAGCAUUCACUUCACCUGGCCUUCUCGACUUCUAAUAACCAAGCUGAGUACGAGGCAUUUAUUGUCGGAAUCAUACAAGCAAGAGAACAUGAGGCCAGAAAAAUAAAAAUUAUGAGUGAUUCGCAGCUGGUUACCUCACAAGUUGAGGGAAAAUAUCAAGCCAAGGGUCCUCUCAUGAUGAAAUAUCUCCACCAGGUCAAGGAACUGCUAGCCUAUUUUGACGAGGUGAUAAUUCAAUACAUACCUCGGAACGAGAAUGACAGGGCCGACAUCUUGUCCAAACUUGCCAGCUCAAAGGGCCCAGGAAAUCAUCGCACCAUGAUACAACAGAGCAUUUUGGAGCCGACAUGUAUGAUGGUGAUUACCGAGACUGAGGAUUGGAGAAGACCCAUAGUGGCCUACCUGGAAAAAGGAAUCCUGCCAGAUGAAACGCAAGAGGCCAAAAAACUCGUGAGGAAUGCGGCCUGUUUCACCAUAGUAGAAGGGCAACUCUACAAGAAGGGUUUUUACACGCCCAUGCUGAAGUGCCUAGGCAAGAGCGAGGUCGAAUACGUGCUGGCCGAGAUUCAUGAGGGAAUAAACGGACAUCACAUGGGAGGAAAAGCCCUGGCCAGAAAGGCACUGAGGGUAGGAUACUAUUGGCCAACUAUGGAGGCAGACGCGAAGGAGCACGUCGAAAGGUGCGAACAAUGUCAGAAGCACGCGCUGAUCCUCCGUGCUCCCCCAGAGGAGUUGCAAAGUAUCACGACUCCGUGGCCGUUCUUCAAAUGGGGGAUGGACCUACUGGGGCCCUUCACUGCGGCUGAAGGUCAACUCAAGUGCCUAAUAGUAGCUGUUGACUACUUCACCAAGUGGAUCGAGGCUGAACCCCUCACCACCAUUACCUCGGCAAGGAUACGGAUAUUCUUUCAGAGAAACCUAAUUAGCCGAUUUGGGCUUCCUGCCAAGAAAAUAACAGACAACGGAACGCAGUUUGCUGACAAAAAGUUCCAAGAGUUGAUGACCGAUCUCAAAAUCACACACCGGUUUGCAUCACUCGAACACCCUCAAACUAAUGGACAGGCCGAGUCUGCCAACAAGGUGAUCAUCAAUGGGCUGAAGAAGAGGCUUUUCAGGCCAAAGGCAAUUGGGUUCAGCAGCUACACCUCGUCAUAUGGGGUUACAGGACGAGUGCCCAGUCUGCUACGGAAGAGACCCCCUUCAAGCUAA
Molecule: messenger RNA, 2208 nt
Organism: Gastrolobium bilobum
Lineage: Eukaryota; Viridiplantae; Streptophyta; Magnoliopsida; Fabales; Fabaceae
Exons: 1
Coding region: 1-2208 (735 amino acids)
Biological process (GO): DNA integration
Molecular function (GO): nucleic acid binding; RNA-DNA hybrid ribonuclease activity
Source: RefSeq, a predicted model, not a curated record